CCGAUUCCUGGCUUUGAUGUUUGUUCUUCAGGGCGCCGCUUGAUGCGCUGCAUUUUCUGCCACCAUGCUCGCCCGUCUCACCCUGGCGGCUCUGGAUAUUGGGUUCCCAUGGGUACAGACCGCGGCGGGUGAAAGCGAGCUCGAUACGGGCCUGAUCUGGGCGGGCAUGAUGGCCGCAGACAGGGGGCAAGGAAAAGGCGCACUUUCAGGAGAAGGGGCCCAAAGUGUCUCUUGGACAUCAACGCCCCCUCCCCUCCUCUCCCUCUCUCCUUCUGCUGCUGUAAUAAGAUAAGCCAACUUGGUAUUCUGUCCACCGCAUUGGUGCUUGCCCUUGCCUAAAUCUGCGUCCCAAGCCAGUUCUCGCCCGCAACCCGCACCCCAGCCUGCACCAUGCUGUUCGGCUCCACCCCGGCACGGCAUUCCCACAGCCGCGCAAGAACCCGGACGCGCACCCAAACCAGCACCAUCGUCAGUCAGCAUCCCGAUGCCGUUCUGACGCCUCUGCAGAAGCAUGUUGCUUCGUUCCUGGACGACCAGGGAUACGCUCACGAUAUUCCAGAAUAUGCUGCCGCUCUCCACGAACCUCAGCCCAACAGGGAGCUGUGGAGCCAGACCAUCAAGUCGGCGAAUGUCGGCGAUAUUGACAUUGAUGUUCGCGAAGGAAUCCCCAAGUACUACCUCGCACAACACCCGCGUGCUGGCUGCGUCAUUAUUGCAGUGGUUAAACGAAUAUGUGGCCAUAUGCUCUGGAUCGGGCGAGUGAGGACAAAGUUUGCGGACAGAGUUUUAUGUAUCGAUACUCGCAACGAAUCGCCGUCGCUCGACGAACUCUCGGCGACAGCCUUGGUGUCGCUGUUCUGGCAGCGCUAUCUCGCCAGUAUUCACGGCCGAUUCGGCCUCAUUGUCUCCGAUGCCAAGCUCGACUCCACAGACUUUUUAGAAGUCAUGGUCCCAAACUGGGUGGAGUUGGAAAAGUAUCUUGAGGAUUCGGAGCUCUACCCACAUACUCCCUCCAGCAUCCAUGUUGAAUGUGUCGUUCCUGGAUAUGAUGCAGGUGUUGUUCCUCCCAAAAUCGAUCACACGGGAGUGAAACGAACCAAGACACUUGCAUCCGCAGAGCACGGUGAAGCCAAGAGCGACGCACUUCAACGCACACGCAUCCGCAUUUUCAAAGAGUUUGUAGCUACUGAAGAAAGCUACUUGAGGAGUAUCAACAUUCUCCAGACCUACUUCCAGACUCCGCUACUGAAGCUUCAGCAGAUCCCCGACAGCAUCAAGAGGCUCUGCUUCAUUGAUCUCUCAGGGCUUAUCGAGCUCCACACGGACUUUGUGAAAGCAUUGCAGGGACUCAAAGAAGAAGAUCAGUCCAGUUUAUGUGUCUUGUUUGAUGACUAUGCGAGCCGAAUACAGAGUGUUUACUCCAAGACCCUCGAUGAUUAUCAAACGACAUCCAUACCUUGUGAGACCCUCAAGCGUUUGGAAACAUCGUCGUUUCUUGAUAGCUGUGCUGAAACCGUGAGGCGGGAACUGAAUCAAGACGUCAACUUUUUCAACUUGCGCGCUGAAAUAAUGCAGCGACUCCCGCGCUACGUGAUGCUGUUUGACCGCAUGAGGGACAAGACUUGCAUCGACGACGUCAGCUAUCAGGCGCUUUGUCGCACCUGCCAAGUCGCCGACAAGAUUGCAAGCGCAGUACUGGAAGAAAAGUCAAAGAACAUGAUAGAAUUAGACUCGUUAUCCUUCCUCAACAACUUGAGCGUGUAUCUCGGCUCGAAGUUCAUUGUCAAAAACGGCAGAGACUUCAUUAUGGAGGUCGAAGCUGUUCGAAAGUAUCCGGCAUUGGAAGCCAAACAUCAGGGUGCUCAUCCCGCAAGCUCGACACAGAUCAUUCUGCUGUUUACGGACUGUAUCUACAUUCUGAGCUAUGACAGCACCGCAAGAAAAUACACCGUCGACGGCGGUAUCAUAGACCUGGAGCAAACCGACAUCCUCGAUGACAGAGGCAUCGAUUUCCACAUUAUUACCUCGGAUAUCUCGCAAAAGACCGCGGCGCGACAUAUCGUUCACAGCUUCGCAUGUGAGCAAAAAGCCGAGCUCUUGAAGCAGAUUCAGCACUGCAAGACUUUGCUGAAGAUGAGAAGUGCGUCGAAAGAGCGAGUCAAACGGGUUUACAUGGAUCAGCGCCCAGACACGACCAUCUACUACCAUGUUUCAGAGAUCAAAUGGCCGUUUUUGAUCUAUCCGAGCACGAACCCGACAAGCCGAGGACUAAUUUUGAAACCCGAUCGAUGUUGCAAGAAAAGCCCCGACUCUGCCUGGAGAGUCCGCUUAGCGGAAAUUCGGCUCAAAUACGUUGUUGAGACAUACGGCUUCAAGGCUAUGCCUCGAAUCAAAGAGCGAGGUGAAGGGCUCAAAUCAAGGCUGAGUAUUUUUAGCAGUUCUCAGAUGAGUGUGUCAAGGUCAAAAUUAGGCGGAAAGGUGUCUGGAAGCUCACUGAUUUCGUAUCGAACGACAGAAUGGCAGUCCCCUAAGAGUCUCAAGACUCUCUGCGAUGAGCUCGAAAGAAGAGCCGAGGCGGAUGUGAUUUACAGCAAUCCCGAGGUCAUCUGGCCGCCAUGCACAUCACGAUUCAAGACGUACUUUGCCUCCUUUACAAAUGCGACUGCACAGUUCAACAAAGCAAACAUGGCCGACCUUCCACACGAAGUCAUCAUAGACAUCAUCAAGAUGUACAUAUGCAUGACAAACACUUUGGUCGCGGACCAGAUGUGGCUGCUGGAGAAGGCAUCUCCUUACGUGGGCUCUCCUAUGGAGGAAAUCAAUGCCAUUAUCUCGCGCCUGGACCGAAGUCGAGCCGUUCGACUAGAGUAUUUUGUGCGGCACUUGCUGUGGGCCAAGAAACACUCGCAUGGAGCGACAUACAGCAACGCGAUAAGGAUCUAUGGACAUCUUCUCGAUAGCCCGCCAGAGCGCCAUUUAUCGACCGAUAGCGAAAGCCGCCAGAAUCGACAGCGAGCCAACGACCUCCUUGAGCUCAUAGUGGACAAUCUCGAUGUCGAAAGAUUCUCUGAUGGAAUUUCACGCAGCUCGUCGAGAUCGUCUAUUUCGACUGUUUCAUCGUCGCUCUAUCGCGGCAACGGUGCAAACAGGCUCACUUCGGACCACCACCAGUAUUCCAUGCCAAUCGAUUGCGAAACAAGCUCAAUAUCAUCCAAAAUUGGCCUGCUGCAUGAACGUGCGCACGUCAAUGCAGGGGGCGAAAGAGCUUCGUAUGAGCAUUCAUCACUACCACCGCAUCCGGGGAACUCGAAGCCGUCAUGGCGCAUUCACCAAGACACACACAUGGGCGUUGAGACCCCCAGUUCGAAACUGCAAGAAGCCUGCGCACAACUUAGCGCUGUUUUGGGUGCCAUAGACACGCACUCAUUGCGGUCGAAGCACGAGGUCCUGAAACUCAGAAGUGAUAUUCAGAGCAUUGCUGUCAACAUUCAGGAAGACUAUCAUUAUUGGCUGAAAGUGGCAUCAUCGACUUAUCUGCCGUGCUCCACCACCAACAGCAGCGUUACGUCAACCUGUGUGCGCUCGGAAUUGCCGGUCAAAACAGAAAGGGCACUUUGUACCCAAGCCAGUGACGCCACCGUGCUGGAGUCGGCCAUCAAUGAGCUAUGCAGCCCCGAGGAGCAACGAGCAGGGACGUGGCCCUCUCGCCCAAUGCUGCAAGAGGAAGCCCUGCACAAGAUCAGCAAGAUGAACGAGCGUCUCGUUGAUUACAUGGCUGGGCUUGAUUCGCUCUCAACCACGAUCUCUAGCGAUGUGCUUGACUGCGUCAGACAUGUUGCCCUCCAGUUCCAGGAUCAACUCGGUGGACAGAACGAGCGCGAUUAUCUCCAAGAGGAAAACAAGUCAUUACAGAUGGCCGCUCACACGACGCUGUACUCCUUCGCUCAUUUGUCUGUCGGUUGA
Molecule: messenger RNA, 3963 nt
Organism: Polychytrium aggregatum
Lineage: Eukaryota; Fungi; Chytridiomycota; Chytridiomycetes; Polychytriales
Exons: 28
Coding region: 391-3963 (1190 amino acids)
Molecular function (GO): guanyl-nucleotide exchange factor activity
Source: RefSeq, a predicted model, not a curated record